AUGACGAUUCGAUCUCUUGGACUCCAAAUCAUCGCUCACAUAUAUCUUGAAAUACUCCGUACGAAACCUCAGUCACCCCUGCAUCAGUGCCUAGUUUUGUCGCCAACGCGUAAUCUUCAUGGACGCCGUCAAACGAUUCUUCUCUUCCCCGCGCUUUGCGGUUGCUGGAGCCAGCAACGAUGCGAACAAGUUCGGCUACAAGAAAUACUGAUAGUACUUGCUUGGUAUCAUCAACACUCUCUGCCCGUCACUCCCUUGAAUCCUCGAGCACCACAGAUCGAUCUCCCCUCCAAGUCUUACCAGACUGUCCCUUCGCCUGGCGCUCUGCCUUCUCCCUCUCAAACUUCGCUGUCGGUUGUCACUCCUCCUGCGGUAACGCUGCCUCUGCUUCAGGAGGCUCAUUCGGUCGGGAUCCCGGCGGUCUGGUUGCAGCCGGGGACCUUUGACGAUGCCGUGUUGGAAUAUGCCCGAGAACACUUUGAAGCAGCGAUUGCAGGAGAUGGAGGACGAGGCCACGAAGGCUGGUGUGUGUUGGUGGAUGGAGAAGAAGGAUUGGACGCUGCUGGAGUGCAGUGGACGAGUCAAAAACUGUGA
Molecule: messenger RNA, 594 nt
Organism: Aspergillus fumigatus Af293
Lineage: Eukaryota; Fungi; Ascomycota; Eurotiomycetes; Eurotiales; Aspergillaceae
Product: CoA-binding protein
Exons: 3
Coding region: 1-594 (197 amino acids)
Source: RefSeq, a predicted model, not a curated record